CUGGCCUUCACUCAACCACCACCACCACACCACCACCGUCCUCUUUUUUCCCCUCUUCCCCUUCCUCCUCUAGACUUAUCAAUCAACUUGUCUGCAAAGUCAAUCCACUCUUUACAUAACUUUACCCUCUAUCUUUAUAACGACUUAUUGAUAUGUUCUCGCAUAAAUCGCUGCUCGCCCUUGGGCUGGCAGCCGCCUCGUCUUCCACUCUCGCUGCUACAGCAGGCUCCUUUGUCGAUGCAGGAAAUACGAUGGUCAGCGCUAUGAUGAUGUUUGUUGGCAACGACGAGAAAGUCUACAUUAUCGACAAGGCGGAGGGAAACCCAGCUCAGAUAAACGGUCAUCCAGCGUGGGGUGCUGUUUGGGAUAUGAAUACCCACAAGGUAGAUCUCAUGGACAUCAAGACCAACGUCUUCUGCGCUUCUGGAAUGCAUUUACCAAAUGGCUCCUACGCAACCUUUGGUGGCAACGGUGCAAUCGGUCCCGGUGGCAAUAUUGGAUCAGUCAAAAAUCCUGGCGGUGCCUCUGGCUCUUACGAUGCAACCUACCAGAACUACGAUGGUUCCAAAUCCAUUCGUCUCCUCAAUCCAUGCACAUCGAAAGAUGACUUCUCGUCUUCCAACUGCCAGUGGUUCGACAACCCCGACGUUCUCUCAAUGCAGAAACAACGAUGGUACUCCGCCGCCGAGCCCCUCGGUGACGGAACUAUCGCUCUCAUAGGAGGUUUCGUCAAUGGUGGUUAUAUAAACCGAAACUAUCCAAACACCGACCCAGCGUACGAAGGUGGUGCUGCUGAACCUACCUAUGAAUUCUACCCUGCCAACGGUAAAAAGGCCGAGGUCAUGCAGUUCAUGAUCAAGACAUCUGGUCUCAAUUCCUACGCCCACACAUUCCUCAUGCCUUCUGGUAAGAUGUUAGUCCAGGCCAACGUUUCGACUAUGCUUUGGGAUCCCGCAACCAACACCGAGACACCCCUUCCUGACAUGCCUGGUGGCGUCGCUCGUGUCUAUCCUGCCUCGGGUGCUGUCGCCAUGCUCCCUCUUACCCCCGCCAACAACUACAACCCUACAGUCAUCUUCUGUGGUGGUUCGGACAUGCCUGAUGAAGCUUGGGGUGACUAUGCCAACCCAAAAAUCAACACAUGGGACUAUCCCGCAUCUAAUGACUGUCAGCGAAUUACACCUGAGCCUCUCGACGGAUCUGCACCCGUGUAUGUGAAGGAUGACAACAUGCUCGAGACUCGUACCAUGGGUCAAUUCAUCAUUCUCCCCACUGGAAAGCUCCUCGUCGUCAACGGUGGUCUCAACGGUACUGCCGGUUAUGCUGAACAUACUGGUCAGACCCCUCUGUACGGUGACAUGCCCUACGGAAUGUCUCUGGCAUCAGGACCUGUUGGCACUCCCGCGAUUUACGAUCCUGACGCCCAACUAGGAAACCGAUGGUCGAACGCCGGUUUGGCCACCUCCUCUAUCGCACGUCUCUACCACUCCUCUGCUAUCCUCCUCCCCGACGGUUCUGUCCUCAUCGCUGGAUCGAACCCUAAUGUCGACUACAACGCCACCACCGUUUUCCCAACCGAGUACCGUGCGGAGCUUUUCUAUCCUUCUUACUUCUCGGCCACCACUCGUCCUCAGCCAUCGGGUAUUCCCAAAACUUUAACGUACGGUGGUAAACCCUUUGACAUCACUAUCCCUGCCAGCUCUUAUUCUGGUGGCAGUAACGACGCUGCUAAGAACACCACUGUUGUCGUUUUACGACCUGGAUGGACUACACAUGCGAUGAACAUGGGACAACGGUACCUCCAGCUGAACACUACUUAUUCUGUCAAUGAUGACGGUUCUAUCACGAUCCACUGUUCUCAGAUGCCACCCAAUGCCAACAUAUUCCAACCCGGACCUGCAUGGGUGUAUGUCAACGUGAACGGUGUUCCUUCGAAAGGAACGUUUGUGAUUGUUGGAUCUGGGAAUAUUGAGAAACAGCAACUUUUGGAAGUUGGGGCUUUACCUGCGAGUCAGACGAAUGAUAAGGCUAAAGGGUCUGCUGAUGGGUCGACUACGUCUGCUGGUGGUGGUAAUGGGAAGGGCAAGAAUGGAGCGGUGAGGAAGGGGAGUGUUGUUGGGGUUUUGGGAUCUGUUGUUGUUGGAGCUGUUGUUGCUCUUUUACUGUGAGCGGUGGUAUCGUUUAGAAGAGGGGUACUACUAGUACUAUGGAUGGGUCGGUUCUUUUGGGAUUCGUAAGCAGGUCGAUUAUUUUGUUUUUUAAUGGACAGGUGAAUUAGGACUUUUCUUUUCUUCUUUUGAAUACUCUUCUCUCGUUUUUUUUUUACAUAAAUCCUCCUUGCGUAUGUUACGUUUUCAGGAGUUUUUUUUCUACUUGUUUUGUUGACUUGUUUGAAUGGAAUCGGAAGUGCCGCCAUACAUUAUAUUCUUUUGCCCCUCUUGUUGUGUGCCCCUCUGGAUGGGGUUUAAAUUGGGAUGGAAACCAGGAACCAGGUUCGAGGAUAAUAGACGAC
Messenger RNA from Marasmius oreades (fairy-ring Marasmius), 2512 nucleotides. RefSeq lists its product as uncharacterized. The record is from RefSeq and is a predicted model, not a curated record. NCBI's taxonomy places the organism in Eukaryota, Fungi, Basidiomycota, Agaricomycetes, Agaricales, Marasmiaceae. The transcript has 4 exons. The coding region runs from base 153 to 2168 and encodes 671 amino acids.